CUCACGCUUCACUCCUAUUGUACAACCUAUCAACAAUCCCCUUCGGCCUCUAUUUCGUUCAAUAUGUCUCGCCCUGUUAUAACGGGCCAUAUUUCGCCUGGUGUCAAAGAUUUGGACGACGUUGAGGUUCUGGAUUCAGAACCAGAACGAGAAGAAAUUCGAAGGAAGCAUAAGGAAGAGCGCAAGGAAAAGAGGCGCGAGGCUAGUCACAAAAAGCUUGUUGCAUCAGCUUCCUCCAUCGCCACACAACGGGCCUGUUUGAGCCCUCCACCUCCUGUCUCGAUUCCAACUCCUCCCGAACAAAGCAACGAUGAUGUUAUCGAAAUCAGUGACAACGACGAAGGGCCCGCGACGGUUCAAGCCAGCAAGACUAGCGCUCCCACUAAACUCGUUAACGCAAGCAAAGAGGCUUCAGAGGAACCAAGCAUCAUUGACAUCAGUGACGAUGCACGUCAUCCACCAGCGCCUGUGUCUGUCUCGAUACAAGCAACGCAACAGGAAAAUGACCGUCGGCUCCCGACUCCUAUCAACUCUUCUUCAUCAUAUGCGGCAGUAGAUAUCGCUCACUGCGCAUCAGCAGCAGACGCACCUCAGGAACACCAGGACUCCGACGACUCUGAACAGGAGGGCUCGAACUUCCGCCUCAAAAUGGGUCGCUUCGCCUACACCUCGGACUCGCAAUCGUCGUCUCGAGGCUCUCGACCACCCGGACGAACGUAUCACUCCUACUCCACCGCAGCAUCGCCUACACCCGUGUCCGAUGCCCCCCCUGCCGAAAAGAAGAAGCGUGCUCGUACCCCAAAAGUUCAACUCGACCUUGGUGCCACAGAUGGUGAGCUUGCCUCUCUGAAGCAAUGUAUCGCCUGCAAACGAGACUGGACGGUACGCAAGACCGCUGUCCAAAAGGGAUCGCACAUCCGGUCCUGUGCCGCUCAGCACGGUCUCAAUCAAGAAACGGUGACCAUUCUGAUUCGUCGAGCUCUGGAUGAGUCUCCUCCGCCCCCUAAGACCAAAGGAAAAGGAAAGGCGAAGGCGAAAACUGUCGAGGAACCUGCGGCCGAACCGAAAACAUACCUGGAAAAUGUCAUCGACGAGACGACUGUCAAGCGCAGAGGCCGGCGGCCAGAGGUCCAGUCGACCGUACAAGACGUGCGUCACACGACCACUGCCAUACUCAACAGGGCACGGACUGUUCUGGACGUCUCCGUCGACAAACACGGUCCUGCUCCUCCUUUAACUCAGGCCUUCGGCAAGAGCAAGUUGGGAGGUGCACUUCGCAGGCAAGAAGGUCAAGAGCAAGGAGAAAAUGCGGAGCCGCCACGAACUCAAGUAUUUGGCAAAAGUGCUUUGGGCGCAAGGUCUGGGUCUGGGGCACCUAGAAUUUCUGGCUUCGGGUCUACCAGCGAUGUUGAGGACGAUGGACCUCCCCUCACUCAGCCUUUCGCUCCUUCGAAACUUGGCGCGAGUCUCCUUGCUACAGGUCCCUCGCUUAUGGCGCCGUUGUCGCCGUCGAGGCAAAGUAAUCAAGACAACUCUGUCAUAAGUAUCUCCUCUUCCCCUGACUCUGACUCCGCUCUGGCAUCAAGCGCAAGAGACCUGGCUCUCCCUCGUACCCAAGCUUCCAAACAAAGGCGAGGAAGCUUUUCUGAUGCCACCGGCGUGGUCGCGGCCGGUGUCGACGUUGACGAGGCGCGAGCGAAUGAGGAAUAUGUAAUGAACGAUGAUCUAUAUGGAUGGCAGUGGGACGGUGGCGAAGGAUUCAAUGAUGAUGCGAAUUUAUAUUUCGAGCCAGAUCUUCAACCUGGGUCACCUGUGGCAGGACCAAGCCGGAUCACCUUCGAACGAGCUGCGGUCCCCUCGGACGAAGAACUAGAAAUUGACGAACAUUCAGAUUCAUCGCUGCGUCUGCUACGGACUAUUCUCGCUACUUCCGGGUCGGGAGCAAAGGGCAAAGGCAAAGGCAAAGCUAAACCGCCGGACACCUCUCCUGUUAAGACCAAGACCAAAACUACCAAGAAGACGAAACCCUCAUCUCAAGGAACGAGACCCGUUUCCCCUCCACCAUCGCCGUCCAAGGCUGGCACGCCCAAGAAGCAAGUGCGCAAAGCAGCUCCAGCUUCGUCGCCACCCAAAUCGUCCCGUUCGCAGCAAGGUCGGACUCGGUCCACAGUCCUUCAUUCUUCAGACGAAGAAUUCGACAUGGUACCCCUGUCAUCCCAAAAAGCCGCCGGCACCGUCACCCCCAAACGCCGCAAACGACAAAGCUCCUCGACCGAUGAGUCGGCUCUAAAGUCGAAGGCCACGGGUUCACCGUCCAAGAAAGCCAAAGGAAAGGCGAAAGCCACUUCGCCUACUCGAACUCGCAAAAAGCGCACCGCAGCAUCGGACGAUGGGGCAGAAUCCGAAGACGUCGAUAUGCCCGUCCCAGGGCGACUUCUUCUUGACGACGAAGAAGCAGGUCGAUAUUUGGAAGAGAAGCUGAAAGCGUCCAUAUUUGCGGACGAGGAGUUGCAUUUGCGUAUUCUGCGCUAUGAGCCUAUCGAGUUUGAUGUUUUCAUUCAACUGUUGAAGGAUGUGAAGAUGGGGAAGGGGAGGAUGAAGGUGGCUGUGAGUGGAAUUCUGGAUAAACUUGCUAUCAAUUUUUACGGAGUGCAUGGGACGACCGGUCGGAGUCGAACAAAGAAGAGAUGA
This is a messenger RNA of Stereum hirsutum FP-91666 SS1, 2691 nucleotides long. RefSeq lists its product as uncharacterized. NCBI's taxonomy places the organism in Eukaryota, Fungi, Basidiomycota, Agaricomycetes, Russulales, Stereaceae. Bases 64 to 2691 code for a protein of 875 amino acids. The record is from RefSeq and is a predicted model, not a curated record. The transcript has 5 exons.